AUGCCACGAUACAGGUGAGUAGUUAUAUCUCGGGCUUAAUGGACCAUUAUAUGCGCAAAUAAUUCAUGAGUUAUGCAAAUUAAUUUGCAUAAUCGUUGACGUAUUUUCCGAAGGUUCUCCGAUGAUGAUAAAACAACGAGAGCUUUCCGAUAAUUAAUUUGCAUAAUCGAUGACGUAUUUUCCGAAGGUUCUCCGAUGAUGAUAAAACAACGAGAGCUUUCCUAUUAGUCGCCAUUUUGUUUCAAGAUGGCGGAAGGGUUAGAACCUUCUAUCAGGAGUUAGAACCUUCGAAUUUUGGUAGAAUUAUGGCUUACUUGACUUUAGUUUUGAAAGUUAGUGAUUUUUGUGAGCCUGAAAUUGUGCAAGAAGCCGUGGUGGAUAGCGCUAGCUUUUAAAUAAAACAAUCUUGGAUACAACGCUUAAUUGCAUGGUUACGCGACUAGUAACCUGGCGAAAUUUGAAUAUCACUAAUCCGGGUUGAAUAGCAAAAGUCAUUAACUGUCCUACAUGGCUGAACACAUUGUACUUUUACGACAUUAGAGAGGUUAAGAUACCCCGGUUUACGGGUACGAGUGAUAUACACGUACCCGUAAAUCGAGGAGCGACUUGUCACUUAAGAAAUCCAAGAUAUUCCAGCCUGAGAAAACCGAUCAGAAAAUGGCAACUUUCGAUGUUGAGGUUCUUCAUUGAUUGUUGAAAACUUUGACAAGUAUAUGUGCUGUAUUUAAUUGGGUAAGAUAUUGAAAAUUUGUACUAUUUGAACGGCCCACAAAUAGUAAACAGAAAACACCCGUGCCCGUCUGUCUUUACGUGUAGACAACGGUUUACCGCGGGGAAACGGCUUGAAAUUACGGGUAAAAAUGCUGACAUCAGCAAAAAUUGGUAAACAAAAUGGCGAUACUCGUACCCGUAAACCGGAACCGUGGUAUCUUAACCUGUCUAUUAUCAUUAAUGAUAAGGUUAAAGAUUAUCAUUAUAUAUAUAUAUAUAUAUAUAUAUAUAUAUAUAUAUAUAUAUAUAUAUAUAUAUAUAUAUAUAUAUAUAUAUAUAUAUAUAUAAAUAUAUUAUCUAAAUAUUCAAGAAUGUUUUCUCACUCAUUUACAUGCAAAUAUAGCUCUAAGCGAAUAUAGCUCUAAGCAUUUUGUCACUCAUUUAAAGCGAAUAUAGCUUAAAAACCAAUAACAAAGUGUGAACAAAAUAUAAGGAUAAUUGCUUUAAAUUGUACGCUGGGGGAGACGGAACUGAUGGCUCAUAUUAUAAUGAUAAAAUAAUAAUAAAUAAAAUCUUUAUUUAUACUGAUAAAAAAGACCGUUCAGUCAAUUACAUAGAUUGGCUGGUGAUCAGUGUAUAACAAGUAUAUAUACAAUAACAUAAGUGCGUAACAGUGCAUAAAUAAGGCUAUAUAAUGCAAAAUGUCUAAAAUUACAAACUACAAUUGUGCGUAACAGCAUCCAUGUUUAUCAAAUAUUCCAAAAAUUACUAAGAAUACUGUUGCUAGUUUCCAAACUUCGUCUUAUUAAUUGCUUAUUUGUAACAUUUAGAAAUUCUACCAAUGGAAUUUAUAAUUUGAAGUCAAUCAGUACAGGAGAACACUACGAUGUGUACUGUCACAUGAACGACACUGAAACAUGUGGAGGGGGAGGCUGGACACAAGUCAUGAAAUUGGACGGACAUAAGGUAAAGAAAAGAUUGCACGCUUGUUUUUUUUGUGAAAAAUAUAAUAAAUACCUAUUAUAGUAGCUAUGUACUGUAGGUAAUAUGAUGGUUUCGAGUGCAAUUAAUUUGGAUAAACACGCACUAUUUGUCCAAAUUUCACAACUAGAAACCAUCCUAUUACGUAUUAAUUAUAUAUACAUAUUUUGCAUUGUUGUUACAUAAUUCUGCACUGAUGUUUGAGAUUAUACUGCGUUGAAAUCAACCAAUCACAUGCAGUCGAGUAACAUUUUUAUGUAUAUUAUCAUUUAUCAACACAGAAAAUACAAAAUAUAUGUAGUAUAAGUAUCAUAAUAUAAUGUAUAUUGAGGAGAUAAUAUAUAUUUUGAACCUACAGAUUGAAGAGUGAUAAAAGCGAUUGAAUAAAGAAAAUAUAUAGUAUAAACUAGUGUAUUUUGCUUAUAUGAAUUUCAUGCUAAUGAGUAAUGAAUACAGUAGUAAUAAAUUAUAUCCUACGGUGGCAGGAUAUAUGUUUUAAAUAAUCUGUUAUUUGUGAAACAGAGUAGCUUCAAUCCGAAAAUGGAUUAUUCUAAAUAUGUACUUUGUUUUUGCCGCAGAAUACAUUUACUUAUGACUCUGCCCUUUGGAAAAACGAGGAGACAUACGCCAUACAAGAUGGACUGGAAGGAAUAUCAGAGAAAGAAAGCAAGUUGGCUUCAUAUUGGAACACUCCGUUUACAAAAAUUUGCCUGGGUAUGUCACACAAUGGAAAGAGAAAAUGGACGACAUUGAACUACGCCGCAAGUUCGCUGUACAGCGUGAUCGCAGACGGAAAAUUCAGGGCCACGACCGCUGGCAAGGCUACAUGGAAAUCCCUCAUCGCAGGCUCAUCGCUACAAUACAACUGCAAGAGAGAGGGGUUUAAUGUAAAGUUCAAUGGUAAUGCUGUCGUGCGAAUUGGAAUCGUUGCUAAUAAUGAGGGCAACUGUAAUACAUGCGAUUCAUGGCUUGGCUUUAGCAUCGCAUAUGUUAAUGAUGGUGGAAAAUGGACCAAUAAAAUG
Molecule: messenger RNA, 2714 nt
Organism: Paramuricea clavata
Lineage: Eukaryota; Metazoa; Cnidaria; Anthozoa; Malacalcyonacea; Plexauridae
Source: the annotation of a GenBank genome assembly